UCUCCCCGCCCCAGCAUCCCGAUUCCCCCGGCGGAGGGGGAAGGGUGUGACACCGGAACCCCCCCUCCCCGGAACCUUCUUCCCCGGCUCCGCGCGGCAGCUGGGUUCGCUUUGAGGGUGACACGGCCCGGCCCGGCGACAUGGCGGCGCCCGGCAGGUGCUGCCUGCGGAGACUUCUGGCUCAGUUUCCCAGGAUUGAUCAACGUACCUCAGCAGUUCCCUGCCUUGGAAACAUACAGCAAUCCAUUAGACCCUAUGCUGCUGCAAAAACUGCAAAAAAAGGUUCAAAGGAUGCCAAGCAGAAAACUUCGGAAGCAGAGCCAGCAAAAAAAAAGAACACUUACAGACGAAAGUUAGCAAGCAAGCCAGUGGAUGAUGUGUAUUUAACAUGGUUGUAUGAAAGGCCAGUCUAUGAUGCAGAGGUGGCUGUGGACAUGCUGAAGAAGUUUCAGCAGUUGGACUUCACUUACCCAAAACAACAUGUAUAUGCUAACCUCACCUUGGAUAUGAUGCUAGAGAAGAAGAAAAAAGUGGAUCAGCUUGUCAGCACCAUUCUUCUGCCAUAUCCUUUUGCAAAUGAAAUCAAUAAAGUUUUGGUAUUCACAGAGAAUGCAGAAGAAAUUAAAAUAGCAAAAGAAAAUGGAGCUGCUUUUGUGGGAGGGACUGAAUUAAUCCAAAAGAUUUUGGAUGACGAAAUCAAUGCAGAUUUUUACAUAGCCGUUCCUGAAAUAAUAGUGAAGUUGCUACCUUUAAAAAACAAACUAAGAAAAAAGUUUCCAAAGACUAACAGAAAUUCUCUGGGCCGUGACAUUCCAAAAAUGCUGGAACUCUUCAAAGCGGGCCAUGAGUAUGUGGUAGAAGAGGAGAACCGUAUCGAGACAAGAAUAGCAACGCUGGAUAUGCCUAAUGAGCAGAUAGUUGCCAAUCUGGAUGCAAUUAUUAAGGAUGUCUGUACAUACAAGCCAUUGAGCUAUGGCCCAUUUGUGCAGCGCUUGAUUAUUCGAAGUUCAACCAGUGAAGGUUUACAACUAAAUCUAAAGCGUUUUCUUCCUCAAGUAGAGGAAGUGGACAAAGAAGAUGUUAAAGAAGCAGAAGCUCCAAGAUAGCCUGCCAGUGUAUUAUACUGCAAAUUCUCCUAACAUUUUCUAUUCAAGAAUUCCCAGGAGUAUUUAAAAAUAUGUUUUCCUAUUAGUUUGUUUGUUUACUCUCAGAAAUUGGUGGUGUAGCCCUGAUCUCAUCUUUUUUUAAAAAGUUAAUAAAUGUCAUGUUUGAGAUUUCAUUUUUAAUUCCUGCAGUAUCAAAGGUACCUUUAGACUUUGAGCCACUUUGUUUCCUCCGUGUGCAGGUGAAAGCUUUCAUCAAGUUCAGUUUGUUACACAUUGUAUUGUAAUUUAACCAAAACUUACUUUAUUAUAAAUUCCCAUCAUUAUUGUAUAACCUUCCAGGGCAAUAGUCUCAUAAUUAUGCAUGCUUAAUUCUUCAUUAGUACUAUUGGGAAUGAUGAGCCCAGUCCUUCAAGGUGCUUAGUAUGCUCUAUUCCAGUUGAAACCAAUGGGAAUAGAGUACUUGGCACUUUGCAGGAUUGGGUCCUGUGUAAGCUUUAAUGCACGAUAGUUGAAAUAGGUCAUUUUGUGGGAGAUGGAUGUAGGUUUACUAGACAGAAGUGGGUCACAUUCUACUUUCUGUAACACCAGUAUAAAAAUGGAAUAACUCCACUGCAGCCAGUUGGUGUUACUCCUGAAAUUUGCUGGAAAUAUCGUUCUGCUCUGCACACAGGGGGAGGGGAUUGCAAGGAGGUAUAAGAUUUUUUUUUGCACUUCUGCGAUACAUGGGCCUUUGAAUGGAAGGAUAGCCCCUGAGAUAAGAGGUACUUAUCUUUUGUUAAGAUGAAGACAUUCUGUUAAAGGAAGAGAGAGAGAGAGAGAGAUCUCAUGUGGAUAUACAUAAAUAUCCUGUUUGUUCAGUUCUAAAACGGUUAACGACUGGAGCUUGGGUUCUAGGACUCUGCGAGGGGGCAGGAUACCAGAUCUGUAGCCUGAGCUGAACAUCUACACUGCAGUUAGACAGCCCCUUAGCCUGAGGCCUGUGAGCCUAAGUUAACUGGCAUGGGCCAGCUGCAGGUGUCUAAUUGCAGUGUAGACAUACCCUGAGAAGGCUCCCCCCGCAUCUGACACUAUAGAAGACACACACACACACACACACACACCCCGCAUGGGGGGCUGGGCACAGUGAAGCCUGUGGGGAGUGCUGUUCCUGAGGUCAUCUGUUUGCUUGCAGGGAUUUCCUUGCAUAAGAAUGACAAUAGGUAGCAUUCUUACAUAGAUUUCCCAUGCAGACUCUGUAACAGCCCUGGGGUUGUAGAACAUGUGUGAGUGGGGAAUGAGUAGUAUCUGGGAGCUGUAUUGCUAUGGGCAUAGUGAUGGGCCAGACCUGCAUGUGUGCACUGCAGUUUGUAGAAUUUACCUGACUACUUCAGGACAUCUGUGCAUCUGGCGGCCCAGAGCCCCCUGACAGAACAAUGUAAAGGAAACUCAGUGACUUUCCUGUCUCUUCUGCAUGCUUUACCUGCAUGAUCCUUCAAUUCUUGGCCAACAAAAAUGAUUAUUAGAGUUGGCUGAAAGAUGUUUAAUUGAGAGAUGGCUUUUUUAUGUGAAAAAUAUGUAAAAAGAAAUUGAUCUGCUAUAAGUAAAUGAAAAAUUGAUAGUUUUUGAUUGAUUACAAAAACUCAAAAAUUGGGACUGGUUUCAAACCCCUUAAACUGCAAACAGCUUUGGAAUUUUUUGCAGAAUUAGUGUUUAACUUUUUUGACCAGCUGUAGAGUUAUGCAAUCAGUUGAAUCAAUAACACUGAAAGCUUUUGGCACCAACUAGCAGUUACUAUUAAUCAUUGUAAUUCAAAAAUUGACCAUUAUAUUUACCUCAGAGUUGAUGUGAUUAAUAUGGUACAUGUGGGCUGUAAUUAAAUGUCUUUUUUUCUCCCCAACAUACUGUUUGAGUAAAAGCUUUGAUUCUGUAGCAUGAAAACAUGAAAUUUUAAGUAGUUGACCAAAAAUAAUUUUACUCCACUUUACUGUGUAUAAAAACAAACAAAAACCGCUCUACCAAAGCAUUAUCAACUCACUGAUCAUAACCAGUAGGUGGCAUUCAUCUUCUGUGCAGAACAGUUCAACUUAAUUUGUCAUUCUGUGUUUUCUCACGUCCUCAAAGCACAGAUCAAGAAAAUUGAGACCAAGAACUUUACGUGAUUCAGAAUGGAAACUGGAUAUUUAUAUGAAUAUCCAGAAAUCUAGAGUUUUCAAUGACAAAAAUAUUAAACCUUGUGGUCCAGGGUCUAAAACAAUCUCUCAAUACUAGCGAUCAGGAUGAGGCCUAAUGUAGGAGGCAGAUAAUCCCGCAUCCUUCUUCUGAAGUAUCUAACUACUGUCAGAGACAGGAUGCUGGUCCAUGUGGACCUUGCCACCUGAUCCAUUGACCCCCUCAAAUCAAAGGGAGUCCUUCUAUUGACUCUUUCAGGCAGGAGGUGAAUAAAUACUGUCUUGGUUUGGAGAUAAAAUCCAGUGAGACUUUGUUGCACGAUACUUUUUCCCUCAAGUAAUCUUUUUUGCCACCAAAAAUUUUACCAAGAUAUGAAUAUUAAGACCUGGGUUAAUUUGAUGUUCAUGGAAGUGAGUGGCUGACAUUACUAGCAAAAAUAGUGUCCAAUUAUGUGAUGUGUUUGAAGAUGUAGACUCUCAUCUGCUAGGCUGAAACAACCAACUUACUUUAAAUGUUGACUAAAUUAGGAGUUGGACCAAAUUCCAGAGAGUUGACAAGCUAAUCCACUGUAUCACCUGUCCUUAUAGAAAUGUCUGUAUUCUAGUUUAAAGUAGUGGAAAUAUAGAUAUUAAAACAAUCUGUAAAUGUCAUA
Messenger RNA from Chelonia mydas (Green sea turtle), 3906 nucleotides. It is a transcript of the gene MRPL1, whose product is annotated as mitochondrial ribosomal protein L1. The transcript has 9 exons. The coding region runs from base 141 to 1106 and encodes 321 amino acids. NCBI's taxonomy places the organism in Eukaryota, Metazoa, Chordata, Testudines, Cheloniidae. The record is from RefSeq and is a predicted model, not a curated record.